Molecule: messenger RNA, 1026 nt
Organism: Laetiporus sulphureus 93-53
Lineage: Eukaryota; Fungi; Basidiomycota; Agaricomycetes; Polyporales; Laetiporaceae
Exons: 7
Coding region: 126-1001 (291 amino acids)
Source: RefSeq, a predicted model, not a curated record
CAUUUGAAUAACCUCGAUGCCGUAGUAAAGGAAGGGCUCCGCCUCCGUCCCGCAUAUUGCAAACCGAGCGUGUUGCCGUCAAAGACGAUGUGAUACCCCCCCUGAGCAAGCCCAUUUCACCGCGAAUGGUGAGACACCACGUCUCCGCGUUAAAGCCGGCCAGUGCAUACGAGGAUUUCUCCGACCUCCAGCGCGCAACAGAUGGACAGAGUGGCCUCUUUUCCACAGUAUGUCACUCUUGCGGCAUAAAAGAGGGUGAAUACUACAGCACAAGGCGAUGGACAUAUUCUCUUGCCUCUUCCUCCCGCGAAGAUUUCGAUGACGCAGAUAGGGUCCUCCAAAUCAUCAUGUGGCUUUCCAUGCAACGAUAUUCUAGUCGCGUAAUUGGAUUGCAGAGAGACAUCGUACACCGAAGACGUGGCGCCAUCUUAAUCCUUCACCACUUUGCCGCUGCUUGGUCCAGUGCGCCUGUCGAUUUUCAGGCCAUCAAACCCGGAUACGCAGGAAGGCUACUCUCCGCUGGACCCGUGUUCGGAGCGCGCAAAGCAGCAACCUGCACCAACAACAAUUCCAAGGACAAAGCAGGGCUACCGCCGCGAGCAUUUCCGCCGACCUUCUCGUCAGAAAUGUUCCUCCGCCACUCGGCGAUCCGCCAUGCUCAACGUAGAAGCUCGAUCCUAGCGUGGACGCGCGUCUUCCUCAUCCUGCAAGGCGGCAAAUUCCUGGAGCUUGGAGCGGCGUUGACAGCGCUACGGACACAAUCAGUUUUUCCAGAACGACCCGUGUUACGGGGCCGUGUACAAGACCCAGAAGAUUCGCGCAGAGGCCUUGCUGCGCGCUCAAACCAGGAAAACCCGCGGCGCACAUCAAAGCGUAUCAGAAAUUUGUACCAAUUCGUAGCUGCUAUCAGUGUGAAUGCUGAAGAGAUCUGCAAGAUCCUUGGAAAUCGCACUCUUGUGCUCGUGUCCCUUGUUACCCAAGCGACGAUCAUGACCAUCUGACCUCGCCUUGGAGACUCGUGACACC